CAGAAAAAAGGAUAGCUUCCGUAUGUUUAAACGGACAAACACUUACGUCAGACGAUGCUCCACUCUAUCUGACAAAUGAAAACUAUCCAAGUGUAACAAACGGAAGUGGAUCAUGUUCCUGUUCCCUUGAAGUAUACUCCUGCUCUUCCAGCAUCAACAUGUACAUAAUGGACGCAGAUCUGUACUUAGAUACAAGUGAUUGCUACCAGACCUUAGAAUUUCUAGAUGGGUCUAAUAAAACACUGUAUAUGAUUGGUUGUGAAAGUCACUACUCAAACCAAAUAGAAAGCAGCACAGCGAAUAGUCAUUAUCUAAAAAUAGAUUUCAUCAAUAACAGUACAUCAAACCAAGAAGGAUAUUUUUUCAUUGGCCUCGAAGCUUCAGAGUCUGGAGCAUCUUAUAGCCUCAGCUGCAGCUAUGAACAAGAAACAUGGUGUGUCGGAUGUGGUGAUGUACCAGUGAUCGCAAAUGGAAAUAUAGACCUCAGCAAUGUGAACGAUUCCUCCUACGCAGCAGCAGCAAAUGUUAUCUGUGAUUCAGGAUAUGACACAAAUACGCCUACUAUAAAUUGCCUUGCUAAUGGUACAUGGCCAGCUCCUGUGUGUACAGAGAAAGCCGCCUGUACAGCAAGUCAAUGGAGAUGUACUAAUGGAGACUGUGUAUUAGCCAGUCAGAGAUGUGAUCAUUUUCCCGACUGCAUGGAUCUAUUCACGAAAUUGACAUUUGAAUAUUUAAAUCAACUACAAAUCAUAUCCCUAGGUUCGGUCUGUCCAGAGGGUCUAGAGUUCUGUCCUCAUGGUAAUGGAACCGACGUUUGCGUCGACAAAGCAGUUGGAUGUAGUUGUGGUACAGUUCCGUCGAUACCAAAUGGAGUAUUAAUGAUUGAGGACAAUUCAACAAUUGGGUCUGUGGCUAACGUCACGUGUAAUGAAGGUUACAUUCCCAGUCAACAAACUGUUACAUGUCUGACUACGGGUUCGUGGGAGACUGUGUCAUGUACUCCUAAUGCCGCCUGUACAGCAAGUCAAUGGAGAUGUACUAAUGGAGACUGUGUAUUAGCCAGUCAGAGAUGUGAUAAUUUUCCAGACUGCAUGGAUCUGUCUGAUGAAGACAACUGUGUUGGUUGUGGCUCUGUUCCGUUGAUACCAAAUGGAGUAAUAACAACUGUUGAUAAUUCAACAACUGGGUCGGUGGCUAACGUCACGUGUAAUGAAGGUUACAGUCCGAGUAAACAUAAUAUUACAUGUCUGAUAACGGGUUCGUGGGAUACAGUGUCAUGUACUUUUGAAG
This is a messenger RNA of Mercenaria mercenaria, 1290 nucleotides long. Its product is annotated as low-density lipoprotein receptor-related protein 2-like. Gene Ontology annotation, cellular component: plasma membrane. NCBI's taxonomy places the organism in Eukaryota, Metazoa, Mollusca, Bivalvia, Venerida, Veneridae. The record is from RefSeq and is a predicted model, not a curated record. The transcript has 8 exons. Gene Ontology annotation, molecular function: protein binding. The annotation marks the transcript as partial.